Messenger RNA from Myiozetetes cayanensis, 8399 nucleotides. RefSeq names its product zinc finger protein 341 (gene ZNF341). The transcript has 14 exons. Bases 3324 to 5897 code for a protein of 857 amino acids. The record is from RefSeq and is a predicted model, not a curated record. Lineage: Eukaryota; Metazoa; Chordata; Aves; Passeriformes; Tyrannidae.
GCAUCCCUGUCCCUGUGCCCGCUGCUCCAGGUCACUGCAUCGCAUCCCUGUGCCCCGGAACGCUUCAUCCCAUCCCUGUCCGUGCGUCUGCUGCUCCAGGGCACCCCAUCCUAUCCCAUCCCUGUCCCUGUGCCCGAUGCCCCCCUUGCCCUCCCUGCCCCUCUGCCCUGCACAUCAGGAUGCUCCCACUCCCCCCGUCUCUGUGCCCAGGGAACAGGAUCCCCAGUCUCUAGGACACCCUGUGACUCUUCCCCCUCCCAUUGCCCCCUGUCUUUGUGCCCGGCGCUCUGGGACACCCCCUGCAUGCUGGGGUCCCCCAUCCUCCCCACACCCCGGGGCUCACGCUGCUGUGCCACGCUCCCUGCCAGCCCCAGGGAGUGCUGGCCCCUGCAUGUGUGUAUUUUGGGGGUGCCUGUGCUCUCUGCACAGCCCAGGCUGUGCCCAUUGUGUGGGUGAAUGGGUUGUGCUCAAAUUCAUCUCAGUUUGGCACUGGGACACUGUCACAGGCAGGUGCCAUCCCUGGGGACUCCUGGAUGUGUCGAGCUGUGGCAGUCUGAGCCUGUUGGGGGAAAAUGUAUUUCCCAGGCAUUGCUUUCCUAAACUGGAUUAUAGAUGUAAUUUUUUUGUGUGGGGGCACAACUGACUGGAAGGCCUGACUUCAGGAUUGUCACCUGUGCCUUUCAGACAUCCCCUGUGAUCGCAGCAGCAGAGAGAGGAGCAGAGAAGAAAUAUUUCUCUGUUUUGUGAGGUUACUCGGUGCAUUUGGCAGCACCCUGUGCAGAAUCAGGUCCCUGUUUCCUCUCUGCCACCACCUCCUCAUGGUGUGAGUUUCCUUGCAGAGCUCGGGAGAGCAAAACUUUUUAGCAAAUUUUAGCAGCUUUUGGUAUCUGAGCCUUGUUUGUUUUGUCUUGUUGAUGUGAUUACAAGUGAAUGGUGACUUGGCAUUUGUGUGGAUGCUGAGAGCAGGCUGUGGGGCACGGGGGCAUCUUCACCUGUCACCAAAGCACCUGGUGCUGGCGUCAGCAGAAAAGGCUCAAUGCAUGAUGGAAAAAUAGCACCUGGGUGAAGUGGACACUCUUGUUUCAUCUCCAGCUGAGAGGAAUUUGAAAGGGGAAAAAAAAAAAAAAAAGGCACAAAUCAGCAGUCCUGUACUUUUAUCCCAGCUUCCCCCAAUCACCCUGGUGUUGUCAGGCCCUGGGCAGCUCAGCUCCUGCUGUGCCAGAAGUGGCUGAUUUUUUUAAGUUUUAUGAUUGCUAAGAGUGUCCUGCAGACUGGUGCUGGCUGCAGGCAGGGCAGGCUCCAUCCAAAGGUUUCUCCUGGAAGUCUGUGGAUGGGUGAGAACAGCAUCUGCUUAACCAAGUAACUCUGCCAGCUUGUCUUUGUGGCUUACUAACCUUGACCUCAGGGGUUUCCCUCUGGGAAGUGUGGUGGUGUGCAGUUACCCUGGGAAACGGGGACUCUGGGGGCAUUUGCCUGAAUUGCCAAAUAAAUAAGGGCAGCGUAUUUGUCUUGUCCUGGGCCUAUUUUCCCCAUCAAGAGGCUGAGUGCAGCAUUGACAAUCUUGCUGCAUCAUUGCCUUCAGGUCUUGGCCUCUCCUCAAGCUUCUUCCUCUGAAGGGGAUCAAGUCUUUCGGCUUUUUUCUUUGGAAGAUCUGACUGUGUGCCAGAGAGAAACCCAGCUGUCCAGUGCCAGGCCCAUCGAGAGUGGCACCCUUGGCACAAGCUUAUGAAUUAUCCCCAUUCUAUACUUACCCUGAAUUUUCGAUCCCUCUUUUAGCUUAUUUCUGCUGGAGAAGGGCUGCUCCAUUUCACCCUCUGGUGUGGCUGUGCCAGCAAGAGCCUGCAGUGCUGCCCUUGCAGUUGCCCAGGGGUCACUAGAGGAGGUGUAUUGUGGAGCAAGGCUCGGGAUCCUCCAGGAGCAUUCCAGUGGUGCUCUCCUGGCGGGGCUGAUCUGCAGGGCUGGCUCCAGCUCUCCAGGCAACACAAGGCUUGCAGAACUGGACCUGCAGCUUUGCUGUGCCUCCCUGUGAUUGAUGUGAGAGGCUUCCCGUAGGCAUGGUGGGAAUUUUGUGGUAGUGUGUGAUGCAGUGGGAUCUGCUGCUUUCCAGUAGCUGCUAAUGCCCUUGGAGGACAGUGCUCUGCUCCCUCCAGGCACAUCAGCAGUGUAUGUGACCUCUUCUCCUCGGUGAAAUGAUGCAAAAGUUGUUCACAGGGUCUCAGAAGCAACUUCACACUGGAGACACCAGAGAAAUGAGUUUUUAGGGUAUCUUUAAGAGGCUGUAGAUUAUAUGGGUAUUCCCCGUCAAGAAGGGAACAUCCCAGUUGUCCAGGAGAAAUUUUAGAAUGGCAAGAGGAAUUCGGAGUGGUGGGUUCUCCUGCUGUGCUGGGAUCUGCCACGGUGUUCCACUGUCCUUCCUGGUGCUGUUCUCUUCUUGGGAACAGUCCUCACCUCAGGAAUGGUCUGCACCUCACUGCUCGGGAAUAAUCAGACCAACAGAACUGCUUUUACUGGGGCACAUAGUUCUGAGCUCAGAGCUUUACAGUUUUAGUUGGCAAACAAUGUGAAGGAAAAUGAAAAGCAACUGAAGGAACUCCCCACUUGUCUUCUCUCCCUUAAUCCACAAGGUAUCACAUACAACCCUGCCAUGCUAUUUGUUUUAUUUGUGGGUUCCUUGUCGUAAAGGAAUGGUAGGGAGGAGUGGAGCAUAAAAAUCCUCAAAUCAAAUUGUCCUUUACAUCUGAUUUCUCUAAAGAAAGAGUGUCUCAGGCUUAACCCACUGGUCACGUGCUGCUGGCCAGGUUAUCUCCCCAGAUGGGCAGUCCCCAUCUCCUGUAUUUACCUGGAAUAUUUUAGAACAUUUUAGCUGUAGUGAAAAAUGUCUGUUCCAAAGAGAGUAAGCUGAUUCUGACAACAGAUCUGACUGGGGGUGUGUGCCCUGGGUCUGGUCAGAUCUGGAAAUGCUGGCCUUGAAAACAGGGAGGCAUUUCUAGCACUGCUGCUGAGGGAGCUGCUGCACACAAGGAUUUUGUCUGUGCUGUAUCACGCUGUGUGUCCAGGCAGAUCCACCCAGACUGCUGCUCUGUGACAUCCCAAUACCUGCUUUUGAGCUCUUGUUGUAAGCAUCCUUCCUCUCUGCAGCAAACCAAGCCCUCUUCUGGGUUUCUUGCCCUUCUUCCCUUUUCUUCCUGUGCCAAAGCAAUUAUGGAGAGAGGUGGGAGCAUUGCUGCGGUGGGAUGGUUGAUGCUGUGGAGUAGAGAGAGGGUGAGAAGCUGAGAGUGGCUCUGUGGGAGGAGAGAGCAGCAGCUGCAGAGUUGCUUUCCUCCAUGACUUGGGAGCAAGCUCCCAGUGCCCAAGCACUCCAUGUCUGGCUGGGUUCAAUUCACCAUCCGUGUUUGUGUCUCCUUUCAGGAAUGGAUAAUCAGACAGUGCUGGCUGUGCAGUCCUUACUGGAUGGUCAGGGAGGUGUGACGGAUCCAUCGGCUCAAAAUGUCAACUCCUCCAGCGCCAUCCAGCCCAUGGAUGACGAAGACGUGUUCCUCUGUGGGAAGUGCAAGAAGCAGUUCAACUCUCUGCCUGCCUUCAUGACCCACAAGAGAGAGCAGUGCCAGGGCAGUGCCCCGUCCCUGUCCACGGUGUCUCUGGCCACCAACAGCGCGUACACCCCGUCCAUCACCUCGGUGCCGCAGGCUCCGAGCGCCGGCCGGCAGCAAAUCUCUACAUACAUCACCGUUCCCCCAUCACCUUUGAUCCAGACCCUGGUGCAGGGGAACAUCUUGGUCAGUGAUGAGGUGCUGAUGUCAGCCAUGUCUGUUUUCACCUCCUUGGACCAGCCCAUGCCAGCGGUGCAGCCCCCGGUGCAGAGCAGCAUGAGUAUGCACGCUGGGGCUGGGUACCUGUCCCAGCCGCCCCCGCCGCCGCCUCCCCCGCCACCGCCGCCUCCUCAGCCCCCGCCGCCUCCCCCGCCCAGCCUGGGGGCUCCAGGGCAGCCUGGGGGCACUGCUGGCGUGGUGGAAGUGUACAGUGCCCCUCCUCCCAUGGCACCAGCCAGCACGGUGGAGAUCCAGACGCUGGGCAUGCAGCCCUACCCGCCCAUGGAGGUACCAAGCCAGUGUGUGGAAAGUCCCGUGUACCCCUCUCCCCCCGUGUACAGCCCUGGGAAGCAGGGGUUCAAGUCCGAGAGCACCAGUGCUCCCAUCGCCCUGACCAGCACAGGAGGAGGCCCCGUGGUUGGUUUUGAUUCCCCCAGUGCUGCUGCCAAAACUCGCCGCUGCAAAAACGAGAGCGGGCUGCAGGAAGGUAAGCCCAAGUCCCCCAAGCUGAAAUGCACUUACUGUGACAAGGCCUUCACCAAGAACUUCGACCUGCAGCAGCACAUCAGAAGCCACACAGGUGAGAAGCCCUUCCAGUGCAUCGUGUGUGGCCGAGCCUUUGCCCAGAAGUCCAACGUGAAGAAGCACAUGCAGACCCACAAAGUGUGGCCUCCAGGGCUGGGCUGCACCAUCUCCCGCAACUCCAUCACAGUGCAGGUCAUGGCCUUGAACCCCAACCAGCCAGAGGACGAGGAGAACACAGGUUUGCCUCAGCCCUCAAGGAACCCCGUGCCACCGCCCCAAGAGCUGAGCCCCUUGGAGGACAGCGAGGCAGGCAAGCUGGAGGCCAAGCAGGUUGUCCUGAUCGACAGCUCUUACCAGUGCCAGUUCUGCCCCAGCAAGUUCAACACCUAUUUCCAGCUCAAAUCACACAUGACACAGCACAAGAAUGAGCAGGUGUACAAGUGUGUGGUGAAGACCUGCGCUCAGACCUUCCAGAAGCUGGAGUCCUUCCUUGAGCACAUCAAGAGCCACCAGGAGGAGCUGAGCUACCGCUGCCACCUCUGCAGCAAGGACUUCCCCUCCCUGUACGAGCUGGGCGUCCACCAGUACUCCCACAGCCUGCUGCCCCAGCACAGCCCCAAGAAGGACGUGGCCGUGUACAAGUGUGUGAAGUGUGUCAAUAAAUACUCCACCCCAGAAGCCCUGGAGCACCACCUGCAGACAGCAACACACAACUUCCCCUGCCCUCACUGCCAGAAGGUGUUCCCCUGUGAGAGGUACCUGCGCCGCCACAUCCCCACGCACGGCGGGGGCAGCAAGUUCAAGUGCCAGAUCUGCAAGAAGUUCUUCCGUCGGGAGCACUACCUCAAGCUGCACGCCCACAUCCACUCGGGUGAGAAGCCCUUCAAGUGCUCAGUGUGCGAGGCCGCCUUCAAUCGCAAGGACAAGCUCAAGCGGCACAUGCUGAUCCACGAGCCCUUCAAGAAAUACAAAUGUCCUUUCUCAAGCCACACAGGCUGCAAUAAAGAGUUCAACAGGCCUGACAAGCUGAAGGCUCACAUUCUGUCCCAUUCAGGGAUGAAGAUCCACAAGUGCCAGUACUGUAACAAGUCCUUCAGCCGCCGCGCCCACAUGGUGGAGCACCAGCGCUCGCACACCGGCAACUACAAGUACCGCUGCCCCACCUGCAGCAAGGGCUUCACGCGCCACAAGUACAUGAAGGACCACAAGUGCCGGCUGGGCUCGCCCAAGGACAAGGACCUGCAGCUCAGGAAGCCCCAGAAGAAGCGGGUGGCGCGGGGGGGGCGCAAGGCGGGCCUGGCCCUGCCCGGGCUGGCCGAGCUGAAGGACGGCGGCGCUGCCGGGGAGAGCCCCCCCGAGGGGGUCCCCGACAAAGAGCCCUUCCAGGAGCCGGACACCAUCCUCUCCAUCGUGGUGGGGGAGUCGGGAGCUGCUGACUCUGACCUGGUCGCUGGGCAGCCCAGCAGCAUGGCACCCAACCUGGCCCUGGCAGAGCUGCAGGCGGGCUCGGACGGGCCCUGUGCCAUGCUGGCUGUCCCUGUGUACAUCCAGACCACGGAGUGACCGUGCCCAGAGCCACUGUGUGGCUGCUGGACUCGGUGCUCAAAUCCAUCCCAGUGUGAAAGACCAAAGCUCUGGUGGGGGAGGUAGAUGGAUAUGGGAGAGGAUGGCUUUCAUCUCCACUGGUUCUUCCCAUCCUUGAGCAGAGGACUGCUUGGAAGCCACCGGCGGCCACGAGGCGCUCAAGAGGGUGGCUGUAUUAUUUCUUGUCCCUCUGCAUCACUGGUCUGCUUAGGGCAAGAAAGACAAAGAUCCCUGAAUCAGGGUAAGAAGAAGGAGCGUGCGAACUUGCAACAAACAGAGCUGCUGAAAUCAGGUGGCUUUGCAAAUCACAGCCUGUCCCAUCUGUGGUUUUUCUGGCCUAAAACCUGUAUUGCCCAGUAUUUGGGUGGCCCUUCUGAGAGCAAGCAAUUGAUCCUUCCUAGUGGAAGCGAGUUCAUCCUGAGAUCCUUUGGGAACACUGUUCAGAAACACCCUGGUAGACUUGUGUCUGGUAUCUUCUCUCUGUCUCUCUCAGUAGAAAGAUCACCGUGUCUGUACCACAUGAGUUAUAAACACCCUGGACCUCACGUGCCCUGUGGAGUCUGUGUGGGAGCACAUGUGUGUGUUGGCUCUUCUCUCUGGUUGCUCUUCUCUCCACAGUGUUUUGUUCAUGGUUUGUCCCCAUAUCCAAGGAUCUCUGAGUGCCUUUAGGCAUCAGUGAGCCAAUCCCUGUGAACAGUGGGCUGGGUGAGGUGACCUGUCCAGAGUCUCACAGGAAAGCUGUGAUGCAUCCAGGAGCUGGUGUUCCAGCAUCAGCUCUGGGCCAGGCGCUACAAAGAAGCUCUGUCAGCUGCUUCCCAGCCUCCACCUUCCCUUAGCUCAGUCCUGUGGGCCAGUUGUCAGCAGUUUCACUGGGAAGUUGGUGUGGUUAGACAGCAAGAAAGUGGUGUGGCUGGGACAGUUCUCUUGUCCACUGGGAUUCUUCUCUGGUUUCCCAAGUAGGAGUCCCAAAGUCCCACUGCCCUGCCAGGCUCCUCCUGUCCUGCCCUCAGCCUCCAUUUUUAGGCUGCCACAGGAUGCACUGGGUAUUGGGGAAGGGAACUUGACCCAGACCUGCACAUUUCUGCUGCCUCCAGGUCCUCCUGGGAUGUGUGUCCCAUGCUCUGCCCUCACAUGCUUUCUCCCUGCUCUGUGUGGAGCUGAGCUGAGCUGGGCUUUGCCUGCUCAGUCUGUGUAAUGAGCUGCUCAGCUGUCUGUGGGUGCAAAGUGCUGUAUUUCCAGCCCAGGUUCAGUCUGUCCUGGGUACUGAAAUGCUGGCUGUGGAAUCCCAGCCUUCCUCUCUGGGAGCUGAUGGGUGUUUGGCCACUGGAGCCAACUGGGCUGACUGGGCUGAUCCUGCAGCCUGCCUGAGCUCCAGCCCUUGCUUGACCUCAGGGUGCUUUUCCUGUCUCCUUGCUUAAAUCUCAAAAACUUUAAAUCUUAAAAAUAGCAGCUUGCAGAGGGCAGUGUCCAUCUUGUAUCUCCUGGUGUUCCUGUGCCCCCAGGCUGUGCUGUCUAAUGAUGGUUUCACUGUCGCUCCUGGGACACUGUCACACAGUUCCUGUCAGGAUGGGUUCUGCCAGCACUUCACUCCCUCACUUUCCUAACUCAUUUUUUUGCUCAUUUGACAUUUUUUGUGGUGUUUCUGCACCUCCAGCUGCUGUUGGUGGUGUGAGGAAAUGGAGCUCAGGGCUUACAGGAGGAGGCUGGAGAAGGAGUUGUUGAGGGUUUACAAGAGGUUAAGGAGAGGUCUUGCUGCUGCCUCACAGGACGGGUGGUGAAGGUGGAGCCAAGCCCCAGAGGUGCACAGGGAUGGACCAGAGGUGACAGGGGCACGUUGGAAUGUGGCAACUUCCAGUACCUAAAGGAGCUUACAAGAAAGCUGGAGAGGGACUUCUCGUAAAGGCUUGGAGUGACAGGACAAGGAGGAAUGGCCUUAAGCAGAAGGAGGAUAGGGUUAGAUGGGAUAUUGGGAAGAAAUCCUUCCCUGUGAGGGCAGUGAGGCCCUGGCACAGGCUGCCCAGAGAAGCUGUGGCUGCCCCAUCCCUGGAAGUGUCCAAGGCCAGGUUGGAAGCCACCUGGGCUAGUGGAAGGUAUCCCUGCCCAUGGCAGGGGUUGGAAUGGGAUGAUUUUUGGGAUCCCUUCCAACCCAGACCAUUCCACGUUUCCAUGAUUCUAACUUCUGAUUUGACAUAAAGAAACGCCCACCAUGGGUGGUCAAAGGAAGGAGAGGCCGUGAGACCCCACAACCAAACUGGUCAGAGCAUCCUGCUCCAAGCAGGCGUGCUUGGGAAGAGGUGCCUGGGCUGGGGACAUCCAGGUGGCCCUUCCUGCUUGGGUGUGUCUGUGCUGCCGUGAAACCUCCUGCCUGCUUUGAAGGGCAGAGUUUAUUUACCCACAGUGUUUGUUUUAAACACUCAGCUCUCCCACGAGGGGAACAGUAUCGGGAAAUAGUUUGCUAAAUAUACUUUUCCUAUUGCCCUU